AGAUCCUUUCACUUGAAGCUCUGAUCCCUUUCCAACAGCAUCUUUUAGUCUCUCCGUAUUCUCAAGACCCUUGGGAUUACCGUCUCGGACCUUGGCGUCCUCCCAAAUACCUGUUUCAAUCAUCGCACGGCCCGUCUACGACCUUGUCUCCGACGCUAUCGUUGGAAAUCUGAUUCUUGGGAUUUGACACAGUACAUACAUAUGCACACAGUUUCUUGCUAGUUCUUCUCGUCGAAACAAAAAGUACCAGCUGAAGCCAACGGUGAUUCUUGAAAGCGGGAUCCGUGAGUCAGGCCAUGGAGCUGUGCGGAUCGAUAGCUCGGCCUUCGCCGGGGAGCUCAUUAGAUCAGAUUAUCGGCCCUGCAAAUCUCGCAAGACCACGAGGGUUCAAACUUGCAUCAACACGGUGCUCAAACAAAGCUAGUGUCUGCCGCCAUUCUCCGAUCUGCCACGCUGGCAUCUGUGGCAGCGUAGGACAGCAGGGCAGUAGCAGCGGCAUGUUAGAAGCCCAGCGACGUGGUUUUUGGGGACAGCAGCUGCAGCGGCAGCAAACAGUAGCACCAGGCAGGAGCCGACGGAAAGAUGCAGGGAGAAGGGGAGUGUUGGAACGGGAGAGUGCUCACAGAAAGGAUCGGCUGUGUUGCUGUGCCGCAUUGGGGGGUGAUGAAGCUUCUGUUCCUGAGAACGGUGCUGCUGCCAACAGUCCUGACAUGCCAAGCAGCAUGAGCACGGUGGAGAUGGAGGUGCUCUCGGAAUCAGACUCCGAGGAGUUCUUUGCCAGCGAGGCAGACGACGAUCCUGACCGUCCAUCUCGAGGGCUUAACUCCAUCUCCGAGGCCAUCGAAGCCAUCCGACGUGGCGAGAUGGUGGUGGUGGUGGACGACGAGGACAGGGAGAACGAGGGUGAUCUGAUCAUGGCAGGCGCGCUCACCACAGAGGCGGACAUGGCCUUCAUUGUGCGGCACUGCAGCGGGCUCGUCUGCGCGGGCGUGGCAGGGGCCGUUUUGGACCGUUUGGAACUCCCUCUGAUGGUUCGCUCGCAGGAGAAUGAAGAGGCGUUAAGGACGGCCUUUACGGUGUCAGUGGACCUCAAGCCCGGCACCACCACGGGCAUAUCGGCCUCGGACCGGGCCAAGACGGUGCGGGCACUGGCGGACUACUCCAGCGAGCCCUCGGACUUCCGCAAGCCCGGCCACAUCUUCCCCCUGCGCUCCCGAGAAGGCGGUGUGCUCAAGCGGGCGGGACACACAGAGGCAGCAGUGGACCUGUCGGUGCUGGCAGGGCUCCCCCCCGUGGGGGUGCUGUGCGAGAUAGUGAAUGACGAUGGCUCCAUGGCUCGGCUGCCGCAGCUCAAAGUGUUUGCUCGCGAGCACAACCUGUGCCUCAUCUCCAUUGAAGACCUCAUCAGGUACCGGCGCAAGCGGGAGAAGCUGGUGGAGAGGACUGCGGUGGCGCGGCUGCCCACCCAGUGGGGCGUGUUCAGCAUCUUCAGCUACAAGAGCAAGCUGGACGACAUAGAGCACGUCGCCAUGGUCAAGGGCGAGAUCGGUGAUGGUGUGGAUGUGCUGGUGCGCGUGCACUCAGAAUGCCUAACUGGAGACAUCUUCGGGUCGAGGCGGUGUGACUGUGGGCCGCAACUGGAGCAGGCUAUGAAGAGGAUAGAGAUGGCAGGGCGGGGCGUGUGCGUGUACCUGAGAGGGCACGAAGGGAGAGGCAUCGGUCUGGGGCACAAGCUGCAAGCAUAUAACCUGCAGGACAUGGGGCGGGACACAGUGGAGGCCAAUGUGGACCUGGGCUUUCCAGUUGACUCCAGGGAAUAUGGCAUCGGCGCUCAGAUCCUUAGGGACUUGGGUGUGCGAACAAUGAGGCUGAUGACCAACAACCCCGCCAAGUACAUCGGGCUCAAGGGGCACGGUCUCGCAGUGACCGGCCGAGUGCCUGUUCUCUGCCCCAUCACCCCUGAGAAUCGAGCCUAUCUGGAAGCCAAGAGAAAGAAGAUGGGGCAUAUCUAUGGGAGCGACAUGCCUGGAAGCAUUGCAGGGAUUCUGAGGCAGGAAGAGGCAGCCGGCCGAGCACAGCAGCAGCAGCAGCAGCAGCAGGGGGAGGAGGAAGGGCAGGUGGAAGGGCAGGUGAAAGGGCAGGGAGAGGGCAAGGAGGAGCUGCUGCAGCAGCAGCUGAAUGGGAAGAGCGUGGGAGGGGAUGGGAGUCCGCUGGAAAGCACUGCUUUUAGCACACCAGAGGAGUGGAGCUAGGUGGAGCUUGGUGGAGAUAGGUGGAAGUAAGGGGCUAGGUGCAAGAAUGGAGGGAUGGAGGCAUGGAAGAAUGUGUAGCAAUACUAUAGUCAAGUGCUGCAUUACUGUAGCUAUUAGCAAAAACAGCAUGCUACUUAAGGGAAGUUCUGCUGCAAUCUUGCGGCUUGUCUUUGCAUUGGCAAGGAUGCUUUUAAGACAUGCUAUUUUAGGAGUUCGCUUGCUUGCAGGCUCCUGCAUGACAAUGCUCA
Closterium sp. NIES-67 is the source of this 2500-nucleotide messenger RNA. Lineage: Eukaryota; Viridiplantae; Streptophyta; Zygnematophyceae; Desmidiales; Closteriaceae. The record is from the annotation of a GenBank genome assembly.